UCCUUCACACGCUCGGGCCCAUCUCGGGCAUUCAGUCUCGACGCUGCACGGACGGACGGACGGACGCAAUAUUACAGCACAAUCGACCACAACGACGAGGACGACGUGUUGCGAAUGUCGCAUUGGAUUUUCGCCAUCAAAGGCGGCCGUUGGUUGCUAGCACGCUCGGUCACGGUCUAGGCAGGCAGCAGAUAUAGGUGGAAAAGGGAAACGUUCGGCCAGACCUAGGGGAGGGAGUGGGAGCAAAAUUUAACUGCGCACGUGUGUCUGUGUGCAUGUGAAGUGAACAUCGUGAACGCGGAGCCUUCUUGUGGGUGUUUUGGCUAAAGCGAGGCCGACGGAAAAAGCGAAAAACCAAAAGUGAAAAAGCUCCGUCGCAAAAGCCCCCCUUUUUUCUAGGCAGGAUAACAUAACACGAAUGGGGCGUUGACGUGUGCGAAACCUCAAGAUCAAAGUGUGGAUAAUCUGUGAUAAUAAAUCGGUCCUGUCGGGAUUGGACCCUUGAUUCGAUGUUUGAUGUCGGGAAAGCAGGCGUGAAAAGUGCGUAAAAACUGUGUGUGUGAUAUCCAGUAGUAGACCAUACGGACGCCCCAGCUCCCAGCUGUGGUUAUUAUUACAUCGCCCUUGUCUGCCCUGAGAAACAGGAUGCCGACCGGAUGAUACUUCCUUGUUGGUAAAUGUUGCCCCCGCCGUCCCCGUACUUGGCACCGUGCCAUAUGACCAGUGCACCAGUGCACACGCCAAGUGCCCCGGGGAGCCCCACAGCAGCAGCAGCUAAUCGAUAUUCGAGCGGGUUCCGGUUGGCGAGCGAGUAGGAUAGAGCAGGACCGCUUGCAACACCAGCGGCCUCUCAUUUUCGUGCCGAAGCCAGUGGCUCACCAGCGGCACGAGGAGUUUCGGUGUCGGAAUUGACUCGUUUGUAUGGUCACAUAGAAAAGCAGAAAAACGGAGAGAUUAUCUUGGGAGUGCCAAAAACUGUGUGUGCGUGUGGAAAGUUUUGCGCGACUUCCGGUAAGACGGUUUGUCGAUUAUUUGUAGCUUAUCGUUGUCUGGCAGGAUUUUGUGACAAGAAAAAUCAAAACGCAUCCAGUCAUAAUCAAGGCGUUCAGGAGGUGUCCCCCUUAAGCUCGUGUGUCCCUGCGUGCGUGUGUGGUAUUGAUUCAACAGGACAAAAAAACACACACACACUCACUGUUCCGAGAUUUUCGGUCCUGAUUUGGAGUUAAGGACUUCAUCAGCAACAACACCCGACGGAACGGACGGACGACGCUACUAACCGUGUCAACUGGUCCGGUACCCAGUAGCCAGGCGUGUGACACAAGGCAUCCGCUCUGCGUUUAUUCCAGACAACUCCACCCCGGUGCGUCCCGAACUCGAAUGGCGUCACAGAAAAGCACCGCCUCCACCUCCACCACCACACCGGCGCUAGCGGUAACGAACCGUAUCCUGCGCUCGCCGUCGCACGAAAGCUUCUCCACCGACCUGUCCCUGAUAUCGAUUUCCGUGUCGUCCAUGAACUCGGAGGCGACCAGCGUACUGAACCGGUCCAGCUGCAGCCUGCUCAACCGCACGAUGGAGGAAAAGCUCGGCAGUCUGCUCAAUCCAAAGGAUAGCAAAAGGAAUCGUAGGUCCUCCACCCUGACCGAGCGCUGGAACGAAAGUAACGAUCUCAUCCGGAACUGUGCCACACUGUCGGCCGCACUGGGCAUCCACAAGAGCUUCAGCACGACCGACAUCUAUCAGCUGCCCUCCGAUCAGCACCAACUUGGCCGUCUGUCCUCGUCGGAGCUCGCGCUCACGCCCUUCCAGAAGGUCGGAUACCUUUUCGAUCACUCCCGGCUGGAGCAUGCGUCCCGCUCCUACUCGACCUGGGUAGCGGUCGGUGAGCUAGCGUCCACGUCGCAGCUUCCCUCCCCGCACGGUGGCCAAUCGGCCGGCCAGGUACCGACACUGACCACGACCAACCCGCCCGCACCGAGCUUCACCGUAACGGACCUGAUCAGCUCGGUCAACAAGAAGAUACGGCAGAACUACAUCCGCCGCCGGCUGUUCACGACCUACCGUGCGCUGGAGCGACUCUCCCAGAGCGAGUUCAACCUCGACCGGCUGGAGGCGGCCGCCUUUGCCGCCACCAAUCCGGGGCCAACCGAGCUGAUCGUACCCUCGACCAGCCUGUCCAAUGCGUCCGCCUCGCCCGUGGGUGGAAAAUCGACCAGCUCACCGGCACCACCGGGUGGUGGUGGUGUUGGUGAGGCACUCGCGGACCAUCCCGGUAAAAAGACAAGCGGAGGUGUUGCUCGCGGUGUACACCACGGUCCGAAGAAGCAUCUCACCUUCCACGACAUUGAGAACGAGCGGGGCAAACCACUUUCCAAGUACGAGCGGCACAUGCUGAUCUUCAACUGGCUGCACACCAUCGACGAUACGGCGCUCGAGAUCGAGAACUGAUCUCCGCAGGAGCUCCCGGGAGGAGGAGGAGGAAGAGGAGGACGCGACCCAAGUCUCUUCUGCACAAAAGAGUAAGAUUUAUUUACCCAUACUCACACAAAGAGAGGGAGAGAGAGAGAAGGAAGUAAAUGAGCCUAGAAUAAGUCCUCGUCCCCAUCAAGUUUGUCUCGUCCUGCUUUUACAAAGUGUCACAAAGUGCAUUCGGAGUUCGUGCGUGUGUUGUAGUUUACUUGAGGUUUAGCUGAUGUUUGGUGGAAUGGUCGUUACGAGUACUCUUCACUUCUGUAAGGGGAAAGCUUCUUCUCUUUUGGAAUACUUCUUAUUAACUGUGUUAUUUUCUACUAAUCAGUGUGCAAUCAAGGGAAUACCUCCAAUGUAGGAAAAACUACUUCUAUACGAUAUGUGAUGUCUUCUACGUAACGUAUUAAGUUAUAUUUGCUGUGUCUCUUAGGAUUUUAGUUGAUCGGUUCCAAGAGAACUAGUUUUUCUUUUUUCUAUUUUUAUAAAUUAAAGGCAAAAGUGUGUAGGUAUCUGCUUAACACUCUGGCCCUUUUUCGCCGCAAACACAACCAACUACAGUAAACGAGAAUCGUCCCCAAAAAAAUAUGAUGCCAAUUAAGCAGUUUAAAACGAUACAUAUAAAAUGUCUUCACAAGGACCGAAACCACGGGCGUAUCAUACACCCAGAAUACAUAUGUCUUCUUGAUGGUUAACGUUAAACACUCCCAAGACACUACCACAGUUACAGUAAAAACCAAUUAUAAAAAAAACUUAUCACUAAAAAAAGACAACCAAAACCAACCAAACAAAAACGGCAACCCGAACAACAGUAACGUAGAGUGUAGUAACCGUAACGCGCAGUAACGUAACGCUUACUAAGAGGGGUAACGCGCUUGUUCGCUCGCUUUAUAGCGUCGCUAAACGUGUCUGCAAUGCAGCAACAAAACAUUAACAAAUAAACGCAUCUAUUUUACGAAAAGGCUCCCUUUUCCACAUAUGAAUGUGCAUGUGUUUGCUGCUGAACAGUAAACGCAAAGCGAGCCAAAACCUUGUCACUGUUGAACGUACUAAAGUACUAUAGUAAAGGGUAUAGAGACGCGGGGGCCUGUGUAGUGUGAGCGCUCUGCAGGUCAUCGGUGUUAUCGGUUACAGUUUUCCCGUUGUUGCCAUCGAUGUUUUUACUUGUUGUGAAGGAUUACAGGUUCUCAGAUUUCCCCCCGUUCCCUUAAUCGUCCUAACUGCGUGGUGGAAGCAUGCACUAGACAUCCACUACCGCGCAGCAAUCCCCGCCACAUUUUGCAAUUUUUGCCAUCGUUUUUUUCCACAAACGAACCACACGUCGCUGGUGUUUUGAUACCGUACUUCUUUACAUUAAAUAGACUUUAAAAUCGAUUAGAUAGAGCAGAUUUCACAUUUUUGGAUAGUAGAAAGACGGCGGCGGCGGCAGCGGCAGGAGCGUCCGUGACAUGUUAAGUGGCUUUUUGCUUCAAAGUGGCAUAAUUUUAAACCUAACGAGGAACCAAUAAAAAUAAAAAUAUAAUAAACCAAUAUGGCCAAUAAUAGGCACAGCGAGUAUGACGAUGCAGCUUAAUUGUCGCGAAUUGAUGAUGUGAGGCAAAAUAGAAAGAAAGUAUUGGCGCGAUUAGUAUAGGAUUUGCUGCAUGAAAGCUAAACGAGAAAAAGCAUUACACACUAGGAAAAAAACUAGAAUGAAUAAGAGACAGUUUGGUCAAAAAGAGAGCGGAUGAGCUUAUGUUGGUUGUUCGCCUGGUGUCGUAAAUCGAACCCAUCCAUGUGAGCAUUAUUAAAUGUCGUAUUAUGCUGCAACAAGUUUUACAGGCUAUCGUAUUAAAAAAAAAACACACAAACAAACAAACAAAACUACCCUUACAAUACUGCAAAAAUACCAAUCGCGUACCCCGUGUAAAUAGGAAUCACUUAAAAA
Messenger RNA from Anopheles arabiensis, 4393 nucleotides. RefSeq lists its product as uncharacterized. The transcript has 3 exons. Bases 1378 to 2448 code for a protein of 356 amino acids. The record is from RefSeq and is a predicted model, not a curated record. NCBI's taxonomy places the organism in Eukaryota, Metazoa, Arthropoda, Insecta, Diptera, Culicidae.